Molecule: messenger RNA, 2387 nt
Organism: Lymnaea stagnalis (great pond snail)
Lineage: Eukaryota; Metazoa; Mollusca; Gastropoda; Lymnaeidae
Source: the annotation of a GenBank genome assembly
AGGAAUGCCACAAGCCACCCGUGACUGAGGAAGAUGUGAGCGAUCCGAGGUUUGUCUGGUACUGUUCACGCUGUACCAAGAGUUUAAAGAAAAUGGUAAGCCAUUUAAAACGGGCAUAUGAAAUAUUUAAUAUUUAUCUGUAUAUUCGUGUACAAGUCUGUGCAGAAAAGAAUUAUGAUUUCUUGAAUACAGAGGACCAUUCAAAAUAGCAAAUUAACUUUACUCGAAAUUCUUUUGCCGCAAAAUAAAUUAUUACAUAUUACAGAUGACUAAAGAAUAACAAAAUGUUUCAACAUUCUUGUUUACUGAGCCAAGAUGUAAUUUAAGCCAAGAUGUCAUUUAAGUCAAACUUUUAUGUCAUUGUACUUAUGAUCAUUACUACAGGUGACACAGAAACCGUUGAAGCCCAAACCAAGCACAAGCUCUAGCUCGUCCAGUGCACCAAGAGAACAGAGCGGGUCUACAACGAAAUCCAGCAAGUCAGAGUCCAGCAAUAACAGCCAGGCUUUCAGGAGAAUAGACCCCAAGGUUGGCUAUGUCAAGUUAAACACAAUUACGCACCAAUGUUCUGCUCUCUGUUGUUACGUUUUUUUUAAAAUUUACUUGUGUAAUGAUCAUUGUGUUGUUUUUAUCUCCCCAGACGAUCGUCACGCCCAAAGAGACCAGCUCCAUUAACAGCUCCUCAUCUAAACCCAUGGUAGGGCUCGAAGGCCUAGCAGCUAACUUGGCCAAGCCUCGUGGAGAGUCAAAGAGCGGAUCAUCUCGCAAGUCCGACCAUAAAGGGGAUGGCUCCAAAUCGUCAAGUAAAGAGGGUAAACCAAGUGGUGGGAACAAAUCUGACAGCUCCUCCAAGUCCUCCACGUCCUCUUCCAGCAAAGCUGAGGACAAAAAGUCUGAGGGUAAAUCUUCCUCUAGCAAGGAAGAAAAAGACAAGAAGUCCAGCAGCAAAGGUGACGACAGGAGAGCCAGUGAAACCAAACCUUCAUCUUCCUCAGCACCAGCUUCAGCAUUAGCCAGUAAAGAAGAGAAAAAAUCAGAUUCGUCAUCAAAGAUGGAUGUGAAAUCAGAAUCUUCCUCGAAAUUGGAUCCAAAAAUGGAUUCAUCAUUAAAGAUGGAUAUGAAAACUGAUUCAUCCUCAAAGAUGGAUCAUAAAUCAGAAUCUGGGAAAGCCCAUGCCUAUCCAAGCCUGCCCAAGCUGGACAUCUCUCAAGCAAGGAGUUCACCUCCAAGAUCAUCGUCCAGCACCACCCCCACCACCCCAGAGUCACCAUCGUCCUCCAAAGGCAGCAGCAACGCCAUCAACAAACAGGCCAUAGCCAACCUGUCCAUGGUGACCGCCAAUAAAAGAAUGCAGAUGAUGAAGAAGAAAGCACAGACCAAGCCAGAGAAGAAGAUCCACAUCAAAUAGGGCCCUAGGCAUUGGUGUCCAUGGUGACGGCCAAUAAAAGAAUGCAGAUGCUGAAGAAGAAAGCACAGACCAAGCCAGAGAAGAAGAUCCACAUCAAAUAGUUGUCCAGCAUCAAUUUUUGUCAAUGUCAUGACAGUUGUGGAAGUCAUGCAAAGGUCAAAUGGCGUCUCAUUUUUUAAAAAAACAUACCCUGUUUUUUUGCAAGCAAGUCGGAUGUUGCUGAGAUCAAUCUGUUGCUUUCAUCAACAAGUCGGAUGUUGCUGAGAUCAAUCUGUUGCUUUCAUCAACAAGUUGGAUGUUGCUGAGAUCAAUCUGUUGCUUUCAUCAACAAGUCGGAUGUUGCUGAGAUCAAUCUGUUGCUUUCAUCAACUAUAGAAAAAAAAUGGAUCUUUUAAAAACUUCUUAAUUUGACUGACCACCAUAAAAUGAGCGAGAGAGAGUAGCAUCAAUCAAUCCUAUAAAUAGACUUAUUCGGAAAUGACUACUUCUCAAAAGUGAAUAGUUGCUACAAUUCACAGCAAUGGCCUAUUUAUUAUUUGGGGAGAGGAUCAGCUCCUGGGCAGGAAAAAAAAAGUAUUUUCAGUAUCUGGUCUAAAAUGAAAACAUAAAAAUUAAAAAUUGAACAAGCAAAUGCUGAGACAGAUUGUAAUAAGGUGCUCAUGAUAGCCUUGUAAUAAGGUGCUCAUGGUAGCCUUGUAAUAAGGUGCUCAUGGUAGCCUUGUAAUAAGGUGCUUAUGUUAGCCUUGUAAUAAGGUGCUUAUGUUAGCCUUAUUCUUUCAAUUCAAGUUUGUCAUAAAUUUGAUUAUGUACAGCCAACACAUUUGUUGAAUUUCAGACAAAAUGAAAAAUUGAUUGCUUAUUAUUAAAUGACUUUUAGAUGUUGGCCAAAUUCCAAUAGAUCAAACUUCCAGUGUUUUCAUAUUGAUUGUUCAAAUGUUGAAACUGUGAACAGAAGGAUGAAGAGUAGCCUUAUCAAGUU